Molecule: messenger RNA, 3348 nt
Organism: Echinops telfairi (small Madagascar hedgehog)
Lineage: Eukaryota; Metazoa; Chordata; Mammalia; Afrosoricida; Tenrecidae
Gene: SECISBP2
Product: SECIS binding protein 2
Exons: 17
Coding region: 74-2509 (811 amino acids)
Biological process (GO): selenocysteine incorporation
Cellular component (GO): ribonucleoprotein complex
Molecular function (GO): ribonucleoprotein complex binding; selenocysteine insertion sequence binding; mRNA 3'-UTR binding
Source: RefSeq, a predicted model, not a curated record
AAGUAUUUUGUCCCGCCAGCCGUCGUGGCUGCACCUAGCUUCUCCCGGCUGGGCCUCCUCAGAGCCGCCCGCCAUGGCGUCGGAGCUCCCGCGAGCGUCUGAAGGCGAGGGCAUCAAGUUAUCAGCUGAUGUCAAACCAUUUGUUCCCAAAUUUGCUGGGCUAAGUGUGGUGUGGCCAGAGUCCUCAGAAGCUUGUGUCUUCCCUAGCUGUGCAGCCACAUACUAUCCAUUUGUUCAGGAACUGCCAGUGACCGAGCAGAAAAUAUAUACGGAAGAGAUGGCCUUUGGAGCUUCAACUUUUCCACCUCAGUAUUUGUCUUCUGAUGUAACUAUUGAUCCGUAUACCUAUUCUCCUUAUACCCUUGAAUCUACACAAAAUGUUUGUUCAGUGCCUACCUCCCAGUAUGAAUACAAUCAACCCAGUUGUUACCAAGAUUUACAAGCCGCUAAGCCCCAAAGUGAGCGCAUGUAUCCUCUCCCUCAAGAAAUUAAAGGUUUGCUUAAGAAAAAGACAUAUGAUGAGCCAAAGUUUGACAGUAGAAGAGCUGGUAUAAAAUCAGCUAAAGGCUCCCAUCAUAUACACAUUCAUGCAGAAAAUAGCUUUAAAUCAGAUGUCUAUCAUAAUAAACGAACUGACAGGAAAUCCAGAAUAAUAGAGAAGAAUGGUUCUACCUCCAAACUUGAAUUUGAAUUUACCAGGGUGGAUUUUCCUGAACUGCAAGGUCCAGAAAACAAUGGUAUAUUAGAGAUGCCAAAACAACCCAAAUGGGGCCCUUUGCGCUCUGCUACAACCAACAUCUCUCUCCUAAGAGAAGUAAAACCACUUGCAGUAUUAUCCGAGGGUGAAAGAGUGGUCAAAAAUAAAAAUGCAACUCAAUCAGUAGCUGAUAAUGAUGCUAACAGUUCAACUUCAUAUACAAGAGAGUUAUCUUGGACACCAAUGGGUUAUGUUGUACGGCAGACAUUGUCUACAGAACUGUCACCAGCCACUAAAAAUGCUACUUCCAUGAAAAGCCUAAAGACAGUUGCUUCAGCAGCAGAUCCUAAAAUGUCCAAAGAUUUACAAAGUGACAACCUUGAACAAAAUGAAGUUUCAAGAAAGAGUAAGAAAAAGAAAGAAAAAUCUAAAUCAAAAUAUGAAGUUCUAACAGUUCAGGAGCCACCAAGGAUUGAAGAUGCUGAUGAGUUCCCCAAUUUGGCAGUUGCUGCUGAAAGAAGAAACAGGGGAGAGUCAACAAAAUGUCAAUCCAGACAGCAACAACAGAAGGAUUUUAAAAACAGUGGAAAGAAGAGUGAAAUUCCAGUUCAGCUGGAUUUGGGCAGAAUGCUCACAGCCUUGGAGAAAAAGCAGCACUCCCAGAAUGCAAAGCAGUCUUCCAAACCUGUGGUGGUCUCAGUUGGUGCCGUGCCAGUUCUUUCCAAAGAAGCAACCUCGGGGAUGAAGAACCACCACUUACAUCAGGUGCAAACCCCUCACAACCCCUUAGACUCCAGUGCCCCGCUGAGGAAGAAAGGGAAGCAACGAGAGGUUCCCAAGGCCAAGAAACCAACGUCUUUGAAGAAGAUUAUUUUGAAGGAACGGCAGGAGAAAAAGCAGCAGCGUCUCCAAGAAAAUAUUGCCACUGACAUGCAAGAUGUAGAAAGCAGUGGUGACGACCAGUCCUUUCAGCAGGAUGACCUUUCAGGGGAAGUGGAAGAAUCGAUCUCCUCCACUCUUGUAGAGAAAAGAAGGUCAGAAGAGCCAUUCAGAGCAGAGCCCCAGAGUGACUCAGAAACCUGCCAUCUUAGUCUCGACUCAGCCAGCUUUCCGAAGAUUCACAGCCGGAGGUUCAGGGAUUACUGCAGCCAGAUGCUUAGUAAAGAAGUUGAUGCUUGUGUUAUGGAUCUUCUAAAAGAACUGGUACGGUUCCAAGACCGUAUGUAUCAGAAAGAUCCAGUCAAGGCUAAGACCAAACGCCGACUUGUAUUGGGGCUGAGAGAAGUUCUCAAACACCUGAAGCUCAAAAAGUUAAAAUGUGUCAUUAUUUCUCCCAACUGUGAGAAGAUACAAUCCAAAGGUGGGUUGGAUGACACUUUGCAUACCAUUAUUAAUUAUGCCUGUGAGCAGAACAUUCCAUUUGUGUUUGCUCUCAACCGCAAAGCUCUGGGACGCAGUCUAAACAAAGCCGUUCCUGUUAGUGUGGUCGGGAUAUUCAGCUACGAUGGAGCCCAGGACCAGUUCCACAAGAUGGUUGAACUGACAAUGGUGGCCCGUCAGGAGUACAAGACCAUGCUAGAAAGCAUAUGCCAAGAGCUGGCUGAAGAGCAUGGUACUUACAUGUCACCCAGCCCACCCACACAGAGCUCAGGGAACUCUUUGGAGGAUGCACACCCAAACCCCAGUGAGCAAGAAGAGCCACAUUACAUUGAAAUCUGGAGAAAACAUUUGGAAGCGUAUAAUCAGUGUACCCAGGAACUCGAAGAAACAUUAGAGGCUUCAACUUCUCAAGUGAUGAAUUUGAAAUUAUAAGGAAGGAGCCGUGUGUGUGUGUGUGUGUGUGUGUGUGUGUGUGUGUGUGUCCUCGUGCGUGCACACGUGUCCAUAUUUUGGGUAAAGGGGUGGGUUAGAUAAGACAUUGUCUUAUUCUCAGUUCUUCAUUGAUCUACUGUAUUGGAUUCAACCAUUCAAUAUGCCAACUCCGCAGAGUGAAAGAAUGUUUGUAGACAUGGCUUGUUGGGUACCAUACUGUGAUAUAGCUUUGGCUUUCUGACCACUGGAUUUGCAGAAUACUGCCGAAAACAUGAUAUUGAGACUACUUUGGUUGCUAAAGAAACUCCUCUUACUAUUACAGAACAAUUAAACAAGUUAUAAAUUCCACCUGUCUGCAGGAGCCCGGUAUUGUAUUUACUGAGUGCCAGGUGGAUUAGGACCAUUUUAAUUGGCAGGAAGUAGAAGAAAGUGCCAUUCCUAAUCUUACUUUUUUUCCACCUCCCAGGAAGCUAUCACUGCUGUAUAGGAAACUAGUGUAAAGUCUUCUUUGAGUGAUGCUAACAUUAGAGCAAAGAGGGGCAUGGUGAAUGAAGUGUUUAUUUCUCAGGGGAUGUAUGUUUUCACAUUUAAAGAUUAAAAAUUUGCUAAAAUGAGUCACUGAAGGGAAAAAAAUGUUUUCUAAUCUAACUAUUUAGUCUUAAUUAAAAAUGCAUAGCGAUGUUUUGACAUUUCAGUUUUGAUAGUCUUAUAAACGUUCUUAUUUUAAAUGAACACAUUCUGAAUUCUUUGAGACCAAAGGGAAGACAUUUACUUUCAUAUUUUUCCUAUAAGUAAGAAGACUAACUUAUUUUUAAUAAAUAGUGAUUACGUUUAUGUAA